This is a messenger RNA of Portunus trituberculatus (swimming crab), 981 nucleotides long. RefSeq names its product dual 3',5'-cyclic-AMP and -GMP phosphodiesterase 11A-like. NCBI's taxonomy places the organism in Eukaryota, Metazoa, Arthropoda, Malacostraca, Decapoda, Portunidae. The record is from RefSeq and is a predicted model, not a curated record. Bases 146 to 751 code for a protein of 201 amino acids. Gene Ontology annotation, biological process: signal transduction. Gene Ontology annotation, molecular function: 3',5'-cyclic-nucleotide phosphodiesterase activity; protein binding. The transcript has 7 exons.
UGGGUGCCUGCUAGUGACACGGACAGCCGCCGCCGAGCAGUCUUUGGCUAACAAGCAGAAUGUCAAGUUUUCCAAGAUAUUCGAGCUAAACUGCCCUGUGACUGGCCCAAGCGCUGAUAAUGCCAAGCAGGUGGGAUCGAGUGAGAUGGCCAAGCACCUCCUGCACCUGGCUGAACAAGUUGCCUCGACAGGGGAGAACCUAAACAUUGCUGAGUGUCUGGAGGUGGAGAAGGGCAGUGCUGGCAAUGUCCGGUCUAUGCCAGCUAUGCCCAUAAGGAAUAGAAACUUCCAGAUUAUUGGUGUUGCCAAGAUCAUCAACAAACUGAAUGGGCAGCCCUUCGAUGAGAAUGAUGAGCAGCUUUUUGAGGCCUUCACCAUCUUCUGUGGCUUAGGCAUCAACAACACACUCAUGUACAAUGAACUGGAGAAAGCCAUGGCCAGGCAGAAGGUGGCCAUUGAGGUGUUGUCAUAUCAUGCCACAGCUUCUGGUGAUGAGGUGGUUUGUCUUCAGCGUGAGGUCAUUCCAGACGCCAGCAAGUGGAAUCUCGGCUCCUUGACCUUCGAUGACUUCUCGCUGACUCAGGACCAGAUGGUACUUGCUGCCGUCAGGAUGUUCACUGACCUCAGACUGACCUCCAAGUUUAAAAUUGAGUACAAGUUCAGUGGAAGUCAAGAGAAAGGGAAGGUUCAGACAAGGGGAUUGGGUAGGGAGGGAUUACCUAGUCAUAAUUAUUUGAACGUAUGUACUUAGUUUUGGUGUGCAGGAUUUGAAGUAAACUUGCUUAAUGAUGUGUGUAUAUAUGUCUUCUUUUAUUAACAUGGUAUUCAGAUUAUCAGUGUCUUUGUAUGAGCAAUAAGCAUGUUCCUGAAAUGCAUACUGUGAGAGGGAAGAACAACUGUGUAAGAAGUAAAUUAACCCAUGAUUGAGGCUCAGUUUUCUCUUUGUCUCCUAAAUUUUUCCUGUAAAAUUGAUUGACUACA